Moneuplotes crassus is the source of this 1563-nucleotide messenger RNA. NCBI's taxonomy places the organism in Eukaryota, Ciliophora, Spirotrichea, Euplotida, Euplotidae. The record is from the annotation of a GenBank genome assembly.
UGUAAGCUUUUAAGGUUUUAGGUUUUAGAAUUUACCAAGAAUUACGAAUUCACAGUUGUUGAAGAAGUGGAAUUUGGGGGUGGAGGAACGGGAUUUGAGGCUGGUUGGUGGUAAAAAGAGAAGAAUUACAGAGAGUUUGAGGUAAGAAUUUCUAUUAUCAUACUUUAAGAACACCACAGGUAAAAUCCAAUAAUAGAAGAGGAAUCAUAAGCUGUUUUAGUCCGAAAUAGAUCCUAAGAAGCACCAUUCACGCUUGAAUUCAAUCCAGGACACUCCUGUUGAAUUUAACACAACACAUUAUGCAGAAAGCACAAAUCAGGCUUAUAAUGAUGCUCAGGAGUCAGAGUUAGCCAAAGUCAGUCGGAGCCUAGCCAUGAGAAGUAAAGAAAGAGCGAGGAAGAACAAAUAAGUCAAUGUCUAGAGGCUCAAUCUACAACUAUCGCCGUUAUGAGGAACAAAAGCAGCUUCAGAUAGAGAACAUUAGAUUGCUCAAAAGACUGCAGAACUCGAUCCCAACGUAUAACUAUGAUGACUAUGAAAUUGAGAACAGGAAGAAGAAAAACUUGUUGAACCGGAUCUGCACGUUCCCGUAUCAGUUUGAUAGGCAAUUUCAUAAAAGGACUCAGUCCAAGUUAAAUAUUAGAAGGAAUAUGAGCAUUCAGAAGAUACAUAAGAAGAAAAAGAGAAAACUCUCACAGGCUAAUUGAGAGCUUCAAACCAUGAACCAGAGCCAAGACGUAUCACAUAAUAUUAGAAUGAGUAUGGAGGAGGAGAAUAAAAUGAGAGAAGAACAGUUUAACAAACCUCUGGCUAACGAGAGUACUGAUGUCAUUCAAAAUGAUGACGAAGACCCCAGCCCUAUUGAGAACCCUAAUUCUGUUGAGCCAAAUAAAAGAUAUCAUUCCAAGAAAGCAAAGGAUAAGAAGUCUAUCUUUCUCAAAACAGCUCAUAAGAGAAGGAUGUUCUACAGAGAACAUCUCUUGACUAAUGUAUUCAACUCUGAAUUUGACGAAAUUAAAAGGGAGAAAGUAAAGUUGGAGAAAUUCAUGAAGAUUUCGAAUAAGGAAUGAUUCCUCACAGUCUGCACUAGCCCUACAAAAUAUUUCUUCAUGGCGAUAUGCUGAAAAACCAAAAAGCCUUACUUGAUCUCUGUAUUUAAGAAGAAAGUCAAGAAAUUGUUGCAAAUUUAUAAUAAUUCCUUGGUGAAAGUUAGCAAACUGCUCAGAAUCAAGGAUGGGUACCUUAUUAUCAAAGACCUAGAUUUCCUGCUAAAAGACAGGCUGAACGUUAGAGAUUCCUUGCCUGAGCAUUAUAAGCAGAAUCUUGGCUAUUCAAAAGAUAGUGAUAGAGAAGCCAGUCCUCAUUUUGCAGCCAAUGUUGGAGAUAAUAAUGACCUUGGGCACAAUAUACAUCAGGAAGAUCUGAACAAGAGUGAAACUGUGACUGUGCAGGACAUCUACAAGCUUCCCAGAGUACGAUAAUUAUUUAUAAAGUUCUAGUCAAGUUCGUAUUUGUCGUUAACUAACUGUGAUUUUCAUAAGCCUCCGAAGAAGAAGCCAAAAA